This is a messenger RNA of Propithecus coquereli (Coquerel's sifaka), 2916 nucleotides long. RefSeq names its product cysteinyl-tRNA synthetase 2, mitochondrial (putative) (gene CARS2). Gene Ontology annotation, molecular function: ATP binding; cysteine-tRNA ligase activity. Lineage: Eukaryota; Metazoa; Chordata; Mammalia; Primates; Indriidae. Gene Ontology annotation, biological process: cysteinyl-tRNA aminoacylation. The transcript has 15 exons. Gene Ontology annotation, cellular component: cytoplasm. The record is from RefSeq and is a predicted model, not a curated record. The coding region runs from base 83 to 1771 and encodes 562 amino acids.
GGCGGGCGUGGGCGGGGCCCGGGAGCAGGGGCUGCUCCUGCGCGGUCCCGCCCUGUUGCUGUCGCAGGCGUCCGCCGCGGUCAUGCUGCAGACGCGCGAAUCCGGCCUGGGCGCCUCGCUGCUCCGGGCCGCGCUGGGCCUCGGGAGAACUGGGCGGCUCAGGCACUCGGUCCGGGGGGCGAAUGAGGGGCGCUGGCAGGCCUGGCUGCGGCCCGCGGGCCAGGACACGGGCGUGCAGGUGUACAACAGCCUUACCGGGAGGAAGGAACCCCUGAUCGUGCCGUGCGCCGGGGCCGCCUCCUGGUACAGCUGUGGACCAACUGUAUAUGAUCAUGCACACCUUGGCCAUGCUUGCUCAUAUGUGAGAUUUGAUAUAAUUCGAAGGAUCCUAACCAAGGUUUUUGGAUGCAACAUAGUCAUGGUGAUGGGUAUUACAGAUGUGGAUGACAAAAUAAUCCAACGGGCCAAUGAGAUGAACAUAUCACCCGCUUCUCUCGCCAGUCGUUAUGAGGAAGAUUUUAAGCAAGACAUGGCAGCCUUGAAGGUGCUUCCGCCCACAGUGUAUCUGAGGGUAACUGAAAAUAUUCCUCAGAUCAUCUCUUUCAUUGAAGGAAUAAUUGGUCAUGGACACGCCUACUCAACGGCAAAAGGCAAUGUCUACUUCGAUCUGAAGUCUAGAGGAGACCAAUAUGGCAAACUAGUUGGUGUGGCCCCGGAUCCAGUCGGAGAGCCAGGUGAUUCUGACAAGCGUCACGCCAGUGAUUUCGCGCUGUGGAAGGCAGCCAAACCCAAGGAGGUUUUCUGGGCCUCUCCGUGGGGGCCUGGAAGACCUGGCUGGCACAUCGAGUGCUCCGCCAUGGCAAGUAUGGUGUUUGGAAGGCAACUGGAUAUCCACUCAGGUGGGAUAGAUUUAGCUUUUCCACAUCAUGAAAAUGAAAUUGCACAGUGUGAGGUCUUUCAUCAGUGCAAGCAAUGGGGAAAUUAUUUUCUGCAUUCUGGGCAUUUGCACGUGAAAGGCAAAGAAGAAAAAAUGUCCAAAUCGUUAAAAAACUACAUUACUAUUAAGGACUUUCUGAAGACGUUUUCCCCCGACGUCUUCCGGCUCUUCUGCAUGCGCAGCAGCUACAGGUCAGCCAUCGACUACAGCGACAGCGCCGUGCUCCAAGCCCAGCACCUGCUCCUGGGGCUGUGCUCCUUCCUUGCUGACGCGCGUGCCUACAUGAAAGGGCAGCUGGCCUGCGGCUCCGUCCAGGAAGACCAGCUGUGGGAGAGACUCUCCAGCACCAAGGGGACCGUGCAGGCCGCGCUGGCAGAUGACUUUGACAUGCCCAGGGCAGUGGACGCCAUCCUGGGCCUGGUGCACCAGGGGAACGGACAGCUCAGGGUGGCUCAGGAACCUGGGGGUCCCAGAAGCCCUGCCGUGUUUGGCGCCAUUGUCUCCUACAUUGAACAGUUUUUUGAGACCGCUGGAAUUUCUCUGGCAAAUCAACAGUGUGUUUCAGGAGACAGCAGCGCGGCCACCCUGCACGGCGUGGUGGAGGAGCUGGUGCGGUUCCGGCAGAGGGUCCGGCAGUUCGCGCUGACCACACCAGAGGCCACCAGGGAGGCCCGACAGCAGCAGCUUCUGGAGAGGCAGCCCCUGCUGGAGGCCUGCGAUGCCCUGCGCCGGGACCUCACCGCCCAUGGCAUCAACAUCAAGGACAGAAGCAGUACAGCCUCCACGUGGGAGCUGCUAGGUCAAAGGACAAAAGGCCCCAAACCAGGGAGCUGAUGGAGUGAAGCCGGGACCACCCCUCACGUGGCGGCCUCUGUGCUUGCUGACGAUGCAGACUUUAUAUUAAAGAAGUUUCUAUUGUGGCUGUUCAGUCAACAUUAAAACAGAGCAAACCAACGCUAUCCCGCUGGUGUCAAUGACUAGGCCUAAAAAUUUAAUCUAUGGUGCCAAGGGCCAGAGGCUCAACAUUAAGUUUGGUAAAAGCACAUCAGCUAUCCAGCGGGAGUCCGAACAGCAGACGUGCUUGCGCACAGUGAGACCAGCUGGCCCGUGCCCGAGGAUGGGACAAGGCAGGAGGCGCGGAAGAGCAGGAAUGGGCGCGGCCAAGUCAAAAGCGGAGAGGAUGGACUGUGCGGCAGACGAGGCGGCUUCCCCUCCCGGCAAUUACAGAAUGUGUUCACCACAGAAAACACAACACCCCUGCAGUCUUGCUACACAGUUAACAUCCUGACAGCUCGUGUCACCUUGGCUUUCAUGCUGUGAGCAGCCGGGGUCGGGGCUGGGCCUGAGAAAGGUUAGCUGUGGCAAGGUCAGGACAGCCAGGUGAGAGCAAGAUGGGGAGGCCUGACAAAGACAGGACUGCCCUGUGUGCAGUGCGGCCGCCCUUCCGGAGCACCUGUGAGCUCCCGAUCUCCUCACCUUUCUGUGACAGGACCACAGUUCUCAAACGAACCAGCAGAAGCCAGGUGGCCCUUUCCUUCCCUCCCCAGCUCGCAAACGCUGGGCAGGCCCCUCCCAGUGUCCCGCACUGUGGUGCCGGCAUCUCUUGAUCCCCGGCACAGCUGUGGGAUGAGCAGCGCCUUGUCGACGUUUAGUCACGACCCUGAGGUACUGGUCUUCGCAGUCUACAGAUAAGGACAGCGGUUCAGAAGUCACCCACCCAGGGAUUAACGUAGAGGGAAGAUUCCCAGAGGCUGCUUUAUGAUGAGACACCCAGACAAGGCCACUCGGUACUGGGGGGCAGACUGUCCCCCAGCGGCCUGCCACCUCACUGACCACCCAAACAUACUUCCUCAUUACUCUCCUGGUCCCAGGGAAGCUCCAGGUCAUAGUGUCUCUUUACCUGGAGCUAAUGAGUAGACACAUGUUUGUAAAGAACAGGGAAGCAGUGAACUUCACUUUAAAAAUACCAUUCAGCAGCA